Messenger RNA from Saprolegnia diclina VS20, 1185 nucleotides. RefSeq lists its product as hypothetical. The record is from RefSeq and is a predicted model, not a curated record. The coding region runs from base 9 to 1148 and encodes 379 amino acids. The transcript is spliced from 4 exons. NCBI's taxonomy places the organism in Eukaryota, Oomycota, Saprolegniomycetes, Saprolegniales, Saprolegniaceae.
AUUCCGCCAUGCCGCAAGCCGAGGCGGCUGUCAUGAGCGCCCGCAUCAACCACCUGCGCAACCCUGGCGCGACGCUCUACAAGACAACCACCGUGCGUCAUCUAGGUCGCGUCGAGGCCAAACCGAACGCGGCUCUCAUUGCCGACAACGCCGUUGUGGAAGCGUUUGGCGCCGACAAGUGUCCCAAGCUGGCUCAACUCCUCAAGGAAGAGAACGAAAAUACGCUUUUGCAUGCACUGCGCUGCAUCGCGGGCGUGCUCAAGAUGCCGACAGACGUGGUCAACAGCACCCACGACGAACACCACGUGCUCGAGCCGCUCGGCAACCUCGUGUACCACAACAACGCCGCGAUCCGCCGCUUGGCGGCGACGGCCCUGCGCGUCUUUGCGUCCCACGCCGUCGGGCGCGCCGAGCUUGUCCGGUACCGAACGAUGCGCAAGAUUCUCAAGGUCUUUGGCCGCAACGACAACGAGCUCAUGGAGCCGCUCUUUGAUACAGCGCUGCAUGUGAGCUCGACCAUGUCGGGCGUCCGCGAGAUGAGCCAACACGGGUACCCGGCGGUCAUUCUCGAGAAGCUCAAGCGUGAUGCGUCCGACAGCAUCCGCGUGCGCGCGCUCCAGCUCCUCAAGGCGUUUGUGAACGACGGGAUUCCCAGCACUGUCCUGCACAUCGUCGAGCUCGGCGGUGUCGACGCAGUCGCCAAGUUUAUCCACUCAAAGAACAAAGACGUGCGCACGGCGGCGCUUCAAACCACCGGCGCGAUGCUCUACUUGGAGCAAGGACGUAAUAGCGCGAUGCUCAAUGGCGUCGCCAAGAAGCUUUGCGGCGUGCUCCAAGACCGAGACUCGUCUGUGAGCAUUGUCGCCGCGGGCGCGCUCAUGGUCCUCGCAGUCCACGACGGCGCCAAGCGCGAGAUCUACGAGCUCGGCGCCCACACGGGCUUUCUCGCGCUCUUACAUCGCCCCGAGUACGGCGUCCAGCUCAAUACGCUCAAGCUCGUGACGGUCCUCGCCGCGCACCCGCUCGCGCGCGACGCCAUGCGCACCAAGCAAAUGGAAAAGACAAUGCGCGACAUGACCGAAGAUACGAACGAGCUGCUCGCACGCUCGGCCAAACUCGCGCUCCGGGCUGUGCUAUGGACGCCGUAAUACCAGCUCUCAACAACAUUAUACAGACUCCGUUGGC